ACUCCAUCCCACCAGAGGCAGCACCUGUCGGUGGCAGUGGGGUCCAGUUUUCAGUGUCACCAACACUUGUAGAACCAGCUUCAGUUUCUCUCCUGACAGACAGCAGGACCCGAUGGACAGCUGCUCUUCCUCAGACUAUAGUGGGACCAUGGAUCUGUUUGGAGAUAUCGAUGACAUUUCUUCAGAGAGUGAGGAUGAUCGCCCCCCAAUUCCAGGACCGCCUGUUGAUGAACACGGAGUACCUCAGGGCCAGUGGAAGAAAGAGCCUGUCUCUGAAGCCAAAGUAGAAGUCGAAAUUCCCAGCAUCAACUCUGAUUUAGGAAAUGGAUUAUAUUUCGUUAAACUACCCAGGUUUCUCAGCAUAGAACCCAAACCUUUCGAUCCUCGAUUUUAUGAAGAUGAAUUUGAAGGCGAAAAAAUGCUUGAUGAGGAAGAGAAGACCAGGUUAAAAUUAAAGGUAGAGAAUACUAUACGAUGGAGGAUACGCCGGGAUGAAGAAGGAAAUAAAAUUAAAGAAAGCAAUGCUCGGAUAGUCAAGUGGUCAGAUGGAAGCAUGUCCCUGCACCUGGGCAGCGAGGUCUUUGACGUCUGCCAAGCUCCGCUGCAUGGCAAUUACAACCACCUGUUCAUAAGAGAAGACACGGGGCUCCGGGGACAAGCCAUCUUUAAGUCCAAGCUGACCUUUAGACCUCACUCCACGGACAGUGCCACACACAGAAAGAUAGCAGGGCCACUUGCUAUGAGAACUUUGAAGGCACAGAAAAUUAGAAUCCUACCAAUGGCCAGUCAUGACCCGGAAUGCCAGCGCGCGGAACUGAUCAAGAAAAAAGAGGAGCGCUUGAGGGCUUCUACACAGGAGCCUCAGACAAGCCACCCCGGGGAAAAGGGGACCCCACGGGGGCUGGGUGCCUCCUCUCAGGACUCGGACUCUGGCAGUGAUGACGACGAUGAGAAGGACGAAGACAAGGAAGAGGAACAAGCCAGAAUCCAUUCAUCAGACAAUGAGGGAUCAGAAGAAGACAAGGCCCAAAGACUGCCGAGAGCACAGCAGCUCAGCAGGGAUGAGGCGGCGAGCCUUCCGGAGAGCGGAAAGCAGGGGCCGAAGAGCAAGAAAACAACGGAAGUGUAAAACGUGCACUCGCUGCACGUCACGUUCAACAGUUGAAGACAUGAAAUGACUUGUUUUGAUCGAAAUGAAUUUUUUUUUAACCUUAUUUUUGAAUGGUUGCUUAACCUUGUUAUGAAUAAAAAACGUUCAAAAGCACGUGUGUGACUUCCAUUUUUCUUUCCCAAACAAAACCAUCUCAGUAAGCGCUGGCCCUGGGUGAGCUGACAUUUCAGUGUUCUCCCGCUGCUCCCUGUGCGCCUCCGUGUCCUCCGGGCCUGGCACAGAGGUCUGCCGAGGUACAGCCCACAUGGCCUCCUCCAGGGAGGUCCGCCCUGCCUUGUCCUGCCCCGCUGACUUUGGGCCCUUCUUGCUGCAACCUCCUGGCAUGGCGGUAAUGCCAUUUCCCACACGGCCCUGUGACCCUGCAAGGGCAGACACGGCUUGCACAUUUGGGACUUCGAUAGAGAGCAUCUGGGCCAUUCUAAUCCUCAGGAUACCUCGGGGCAGGGGCGGGUGCUGUCAUGCCAGCUUUACAGAUGUGGGGGCUGAGGUUUAAAGAACUGAAGAUCUCGAGCCAGCAGAUUGCGCAGUGGUUGCGUCACUGGACUCCCCAUGGUAACCGUGGCUUGAGACCCAGACCCAGUGGCU
This is a messenger RNA of Tupaia belangeri chinensis (Chinese tree shrew), 1756 nucleotides long. RefSeq names its product RNA polymerase-associated protein LEO1-like. Gene Ontology annotation, molecular function: RNA polymerase II C-terminal domain phosphoserine binding. The transcript is spliced from 10 exons. Gene Ontology annotation, biological process: transcription elongation by RNA polymerase II; positive regulation of transcription elongation by RNA polymerase II. Gene Ontology annotation, cellular component: nucleus; Cdc73/Paf1 complex. The record is from RefSeq and is a predicted model, not a curated record. Lineage: Eukaryota; Metazoa; Chordata; Mammalia; Scandentia; Tupaiidae. The coding region runs from base 113 to 1129 and encodes 338 amino acids.